AUUUUUUGGGCGGUAGACAUAAAAAAAGUAAUACAUCACCUCUAGAGAAUUUAUUGAAAUAAUUGUGAAAUACUUACAAUUUACACUUUUAAACACUGUGAAGUAAAGUUUAGUCUAUAAUUUCACUGAAUAAAUACUUGCAGCACUAUAGAUGCAGUAAGUCUUAACAUUUAGCACUGUCUAAUCCUGCUGAUUCCAACAAGUGUCAAAAACAUAACCUCCAAGUCGACCUACAACUCAUUAAAUAUGGCAAGCUACAGUGAAAUAGCAGAGACACAAAAAUCCUUGGAGAAAUCGGUAAACAAGAUGCUUUCUAAGUUUGAGGCUAGAAUGAAGUCACCAGCAUCCAGAGCCACAGUAAGUAGUUUGAGCGAAGAAUUCUCCAGCUUCAAAGAUCACACAUUGGGCAUGUUGAAACUUCUACGAAGCCAAAUUAGUGCUCUCAGUAAAACUCAAGAUAUCUUAGAAAUGAGACAUAGAAGAAAAUAUCUUCUCUUCAAAGGGGUGCCGGAGGAUCCUGGUGAAAAUAUAGUUUCUUCAAUCACCAGUAUUGUAACAGAGCGACUCAAGAUCCCCGAUGUCUCUGCCGAUUCUUUCAAGGCAUGUCACAGGCUGGGUAAGCCAUCCGAGGGCCGGGCUAGACCCAUUCUUGUACGCUUUGCAGACAUGCGCCUUAAGUCCCUGGUUUGGCAGAAGAAGACAGCGUGUAAGGGAAGUACUUUUGCCAUAUCAGAGUUCCUUACACCACAUCGACAGGAAUUGUUCACUCAGGCGCGGAAGGCAUUCGGCAUGAAAAGCUGCUGGUCACUCGACGGGAACAUCUUCGUUAAGCUGUCCUCAGGUGUGCGUGAGCGUGUGGAGGACAUCAGGCGGGGUAUGGAGAACCAAAUGGUCACAGUACUUAUCCUCGUUGACUUCUCAAACGCCUUCAAUACUGUCGACCAUGAAAUUCUCCUUGCCCUACUUGAGCACCUCAACGUGUCGCCUUGUGCCUUAAAUUGGUUCUCGGCGUAUCUUUGUGGACGUCAGCAAGCUCUCCAGAAGAGUCAAGCGACUGAGACCGGCAAGGUGAAGGACGGCAUUUGCGCAUUGCUGCCCGCGUAG
This is a messenger RNA of Cydia pomonella (codling moth), 1104 nucleotides long. RefSeq lists its product as uncharacterized. Lineage: Eukaryota; Metazoa; Arthropoda; Insecta; Lepidoptera; Tortricidae. The coding region runs from base 247 to 1104 and encodes 285 amino acids. The record is from RefSeq and is a predicted model, not a curated record. The transcript is spliced from 2 exons.